This is a messenger RNA of Zeugodacus cucurbitae (melon fly), 841 nucleotides long. RefSeq names its product general odorant-binding protein 56a (gene Obp47a). Gene Ontology annotation, biological process: sensory perception of smell. The record is from RefSeq and is a predicted model, not a curated record. The transcript is spliced from 2 exons. Gene Ontology annotation, molecular function: odorant binding. Bases 63 to 725 code for a protein of 220 amino acids. NCBI's taxonomy places the organism in Eukaryota, Metazoa, Arthropoda, Insecta, Diptera, Tephritidae.
UUUAUAUAAAAGUGUACAACUUGCAGUGGUCAAGCAGUCAGCAGCAAACAGAGAGCGAAAAUAUGGACAGCAAAUUAAUUGUAUUCACUGCCUUGGUAUUGGCUGCCAUGGUGGAACUGCCAACCUUUCCAGGUGUAGAAGCACGAUCCGCUUCGAUCAAAAUGAGUUUCGACAUGAGCGUGUCCGAGGAUCAACAUCGCAUCAAUCCGGAAAUGGUGCGGUUGUGUGCUUUGGAGACUGAUCUGUCGAUGGACGAGCUGCGUAAGUUCAAUGAAAACGACUUCAGCAAUGCCACGAAGAACACACAAUGUUUCACCCAUUGUCUUUACGAGCAUAUGGGAGUGGUGCGUAACGGAGUUUUUGUCGAACGUGACCUCAUUAGUUUGCUGGGCGAUGUUACCGAUCCCAAGCGCAUGUUGGAACGAGAGUGCUUAGGCCAGUAUAGCGACAAUAAGUGCGAAAGAGCUUUCCUCAUUCAUCAAUGCUAUCGUGCUGGGCAACGGAUGAUGAUGCCGUCGAAUCACCAACUUGAGCCAGUGGAUCAAAUAAAUGAGGAAGACAACGCGGAGGAAGAGUCAACUGCAAACUUGUCCAAAUCAGAUAUGGCAAUGACACCAGCGCACCGAAUGGCACCAAAUUCUGAGCGACAGCUCAUGAUAAAAAAAAAUCUUACGAAACGCUUACCUAAAAAGCAAACUAUUAACCAAGGUUUGGAAGAGGAGUAAAUCGAUGUAAUGGAUAUUGAAACGCAUUAAACUAAUUUUUUGGUGAAUAUUUACACUUAUUUUUCAAAGAAAUAUGGAAAUCAAACUGGUGGUGGUUAAUAACAAAUAAAUAAUUU